UCUGACAGUGCGAGUGUUUACCGCAUCGGGAACGCGCCUCAGUCCAAGAUGGCUACGGGAGACAAUAGUGGUCGGGUACCUUGUCUAAAUUUUUCCACACCCGGACCCCUGGGUAACAGCCAGCCUAGCAACAAUCCUUACGCCUCGGCCGCGGGUCUCAGAGAGUCCGCCGGAGGCAGCGGGGGCUCUCAGGGCGCGACGAGACGCUCGAACCCGCAGCCAGGGCCUGCGGGCCUAGAAAGCGCCGGAGUCGCGUCGGGGCCUCCGCCCAACCUGAUGCACUCUCUCCCGGCGGCGGUAGGGCCGGUGUGCGGGGCGAUGGCUCCGUUCGCCUCUAACAUGACAGGAAACCCGUGUAACGCAGCGGCAACACUGGCAGCCGUCACGCACUCCGCCGCAGCAGCCGUACUCGUGUACCGGGAGCCCGUUUAUAACUGGCAGGCCACGAAAAGCACCGUGAAGGAGAGAUUCGCGUUUCUGUUUAAUAAUGAAGUCCUGAGUGACGUUCACUUUCUGGUGGGGAAAGGAAUGGGAGUGCAGCGGAUACCUGCACACAGGUUUGUUCUGGCAGUCGGCAGCGCUGUAUUUGAUGCCAUGUUUAAUGGCGGCAUGGCCACCACGUCCACAGAGAUCGAGCUUCCUGACGUGGAACCUGCUGCCUUCCUCGCCUUACUCAAGUUCCUCUAUUCUGAUGAAGUUCACAUUGGACCGGAGACGGUGAUGACCACUCUUUACACUGCAAAGAAAUACGCCGUUCCAGCCCUUGAAGCACACUGUGUGGAGUUUCUCAAGAAGAACCUGCGAGCAGACAACGCCUUCAUGCUUCUCACACAGGCACGUCUCUUCGAUGAGCCUCAGCUGGCCAGUCUGUGUCUGGAGAACAUCGACAAAAACACAGGAGAUGCUCUGGCUGCAGAAGGAUUUACAGAUAUCGAUCUGGAUACGCUCAUGGCAGUGUUGGAGAGAGACACAUUGGGCGUUCGGGAGGUGCGAUUGUUCGGGGCGGCAGUCCGGUGGGCGGAGGCGGAGGCGCACCGCCAGCAGCUGCAGCCCACACCAGAGAACAAGAGACGUGUGCUGGGCAAAGCCCUCAGCCUCAUCCGCUUCCCUCUCAUGACCAUCGAGGAGUUCGCCGCAGGUCCGGCUCAGUCCAGCAUCCUGACGGACAGAGAGGUCGUGAGUCUCUUCCUGCACUUCACCGUGAACCCGAAGCCACGCGUAGAGUUCAUCGACCGGCCGCGCUGCUGCCUGCGUGGGAAAGAGUGCAGCAUCACGCGCUUCGGGCAGGUGGAAAGCCGCUGGGGUUACAGCGGGACCAGCGAUCGAAUCCGGUUUUCAGUGAAUCGCAGGAUUUUUAUUGUGGGCUUUGGUCUUUAUGGAUCUAUACACGGACCUACAGACUAUCAAGUCAACAUACAGAUUAUUCACACAGACAGCAACACAGUUUUGGGUCAGAACGACACCGGGUUCAGCUGCGACGGCUCAGCCAACACUUUCAGGGUGAUGUUUAAAGAGCCGGUGGAAGUUCUGCCCAAUGUCAAUUACACAGCCUGUGCUACACUGAAGGGACCAGAUUCACACUACGGCACUAAAGGCAUGCGCAAGGUCACGCACGAGUUGUCCGGCACUGGAACCAAAACUUGCUUCACGUUCUGCUACGCCGCGGGCAACAAUAACGGCACGUCCGUGGAGGACGGUCAAAUUCCAGAAAUCAUCUUCUACACAUAGUCCUUCGACAUCUCGGGGCUUGCGCAGACUUGUUUCCAUUGGCACAUGCUGGCUCUAGUACACUUGACCUUGAUGCUGUUCAGAGAAUUCAGAGCAAAAAACGGCACGUGGUGGUCACGGGACGGACGGGUUAUCUUCAGGGGUUUAUGUGCUUCAGAACUGAUAGAAUAGACUGUUGAGCCUCAAAUACAUAUGUGACAACCGACUGACUGUUAACAGGACCCUGUUACCAGAUGUACAAAACCAACGCAUUUCAAUCAUCGAUUCUGCAUCAGUCUGUAAUAAAAGUUUUGCCAUGUCAGCAACUUACGCUAUUGCGAAAAUGUUUUCAGUUGAGGAGAGAAAUCCUCUUUUGAUGUAUAUGCAACUUCAAGAUGAAUGCAGGAGGAUGUUUGGGAAUGUCACGCUCUGUUAUCUUCUCAUUUGUGCCAAGCUUUCCGGAUUCAGUUGAAUGACUCUUCAUGUGUUCCUAAUGAAUUCAGCUCAUAGUGUAACUCUAAAGGAAGCCCACACUAUUUAUUUAGACAGGGUGAUGAUCGCAUGUAUGCCAUUGGAAAAUUCUGUAAAAUGGAUUUCUUUCUGGAUGGUUGUAGAUGGUUGGUUAAAUCGCACCCGUUACUCAACGACUCGGCUGUCAAAUAAAGAGGAAUCUCAUUCUUUAAGUAUGGAUGUUUUGAAAAUGAAAUCGCACAGAUCUGCUCACAAACUGAUUUUAUUUUAUAUUCCGUUCAUUUAUACUUAAUUGUAGAAGCCAUCAGGGAGGUUCUAUUAAUGGACUGUUUGACAACAUUUACAUACAGUUUGUGUGGCUGUAGAUCUUGGAUAAUGCAUCUUUGCGUUUUGACAUUGAAAUCUUUUCUGUCACCUCCUAAACUACAUUAGCUUUAAAACAAAGAGUUCAAUUUAUAUGGAAGUUGUAAUUUUAUGAACAUUAACAGUUAAUAAACUUGGGUAAACUGCAA
Molecule: messenger RNA, 2690 nt
Organism: Triplophysa rosa
Lineage: Eukaryota; Metazoa; Chordata; Actinopteri; Cypriniformes; Nemacheilidae
Gene: btbd2b
Product: BTB/POZ domain-containing protein 2
Exons: 9
Biological process (GO): neurogenesis
Cellular component (GO): P-body; cytosol
Molecular function (GO): protein binding
Source: RefSeq, a predicted model, not a curated record